UCGCAGGCCAGAAGCCGUCUUUACCAGAUACGUUUGUCUGUCACAGCUCAUUACAGUCAUUAGUGCACGACAGUUGAAGUUCAAGGAAAGCAUUGUGAAACACAACGCUUUGUUUUUCGCAGGUGAGGUCGCAAGCUCUCGCGCCGCAGUGUGGGCGCGCCGCUCACCCGAGCUCAGUUAGAGUCCGGCCCCGCCGUCGCUCGCACGAACCUCUCCGCCGCACAAGCGCAACGAACGACUUCAAAAUGGCCACAGGUCCGAAGAUAGUACACAAGCAAUUCAACUCGCCCAUCGGCUUGUACUCCCAACAAAAUAUUAAGGAGACACUUAACAAGCACCUGCAGAACCUCGACAACGGCACUGUUGGUAUUGACUUUAACAACCCUGUAACCGACAAGCCGGCAAAUCUUGCCAAUUCAGCCGUUCUGCGUAUGCUCGAGGAAGAAGAACGAAACCGGAAAGGUUUACCAAAAUUAGACCCCACCCAAAUCCAGGCGAUAUUGGAGAAUCUCGUUUACACCAAGCGAAGAUUUGACCAGGUGUGGCCGCCUAAAAAGACGAAAUCCGACCGUUGUUGGAACGGCCAAGUCAACUCUACGUCAUAUAUUUACUCAGAGCUAAUGAAGGCUACUAAAGGCCAAAAGAAAGUAGUGUGGCCCCCAGCGCCUGAAACAAACGGAUAUCACCAGCAGCAGCAGAGUCCUGCAAACUACAACAACGCACAGCAUUCUCCGUCCCAGCAACAAUUUUCCCCACAGCAACAAUAUUCUCCACAACCUCAGCAACAACCUCAAUACCACGCUCAAUAUCAACCUCCCCAAGUCCAACCCCAAAACCAGUAUCCUCAGUCUUACCAAGCGGCUCAGUCGCAACCUGCUCAUUGUGAAGGACGGCGUCAAGAAGCCACAGGGCUAAGUAAGCUGAUCCCUGUGGGGCCAGGUGUAACCGCUUCCCCAGUCGCCCCGUCUUAUCGCCAGGGUCCACUAUCGCCUAGCGCGCAACCUUACCGGCAACAACAGAGCCGCUGGGCACCCGUUCCGGCCCCCACUUCCCCCCAGCCUCAAUACAAUCAACCACAGUAUUCGCCGCAAGCGCAAUACUCACCACAGCCGCAGUACUCUGAGCCUGUGUACCAACCACAACAGAAACCCUUUGAGCCACCACCGACAACCAUAACAUUGCGCCCGCAACCUCCCGUACACCAACAACCUUCGCCGGUAUUUGCUAGCCAACCCGCUACAGCUUCGUUCAAAGGAGGUAUAAACAUGCGUGGGGACCAGAAGUGGCCGCCACAAUCUGUGAAAGAGGCAGUGGCUGCAGAAAAUGAGGCGAGGAGACAACUCGCGAAAGGACCUGCUUGCAGACCACGCAAGGUGAAAAGGGACUACUCAUCCUUCUUCUCGCAACAUGCCUUAAACCACAGUUACACCAGCUACCGCGUCCCACCAGGCACACAACACAUUGACUGCCAGUCAGGACAAUCCUCUUAUUAAAAUAGAAUGUACCUAUAGGGAUAUGUUCAUUUGUUGUCACAGAAAAGCUCACUAACACCGUCCCUAUGGUAUGGUGCUAAUGUUAGUUCUCUCUAAUCAUGAUUCGAAUUUCAUUUGUCUAUAAUCAAAUUAAACUAAAAUAAAAAAGAACACAUUAGUCAAUAGAAAUUCGAAUAUCAUCAUCAGUGUCAUCUUCAUGUUUAAAAAUGGCUGUCCUAACACGGACAUCAAGUUUAAGUACUUGUAAAGGCUUUUGUGUAUUAAAGUCUUCGUGCAUGUGCUUGAUUGGAUAAAACCACAAUCAGUACAUAAUAUAGGUAUUAUUUAUUUUAUAUACAUAUUAAUCAUUAUGUAGCUUGUAAGGUAAGGUAAUUGUAAAAAAAUACCGUAUCGCGCUUAAAUUUGUCAUUAUCUCACUUUAAUUUUAAAUUAAUAAUGUAACGAUCAAUGUGAAUGUACACACCAUGCAUGUGCGGCUUUAAAAAUGCGAACAUUUGCGAAUUUAAGCUUUUUUUAACCAAUUUCCUUAAAUUUUCUGUAACAAUGAUUUUAAAAAUAGCCUCGGAAUUAUUUCUCUAUUGUUACUAAGACCGUCAAAGUUGACUCAAGGUUUUUGUGUUUGGCUAAGCUUUAUGUGUAUGCACCUAGUCAACAUGAAAUCUGAAUUAAUGUGUAAAUAAAUAGUUCAAUUUAAUCUAUUUUUAAUGCAAAGUGUCAUUUAUAUUUUAUUUAAUAAACAUUAUUAAAGCCAA
Molecule: messenger RNA, 2245 nt
Organism: Vanessa atalanta (red admiral)
Lineage: Eukaryota; Metazoa; Arthropoda; Insecta; Lepidoptera; Nymphalidae
Product: DNA-directed RNA polymerase II subunit RPB1
Exons: 10
Coding region: 246-1493 (415 amino acids)
Source: RefSeq, a predicted model, not a curated record